AAUUUUGUCUUCUUCGCUCUUUAUUCCCAACUGUUUGACGUAACAAGGCAUCGACGGACCGUCUCAAAUGGAGAAACCAAUCAGUUGAACAACAUUUUCACCGAUUUCACCAUAUUGGCCACCAUCUCUUUCUCUCACUAGGUUUUCAUUGCUGCUUUUCAAGAAUUCAUACAAAAUCUUAGAUUCUCUCUCUCUCUCUCGCUCGCUCGCUUGCUUUAGCUGUUUUUCUUUCGAUAGAGAGCGAUGAAGACGUCUCUGAAGAAACUGCGAGGAUUGGCGCAUCACAUGCACGAAAAAAGAGAGCGACAUGUCCAACCAUCUAAGGCUCAAUUGGAUGAGCUCGCUCAGGCUUCUCAGGACAUGGAAGACAUGAGGGACUGCUAUGACAGCUUGCUUUCUGCAGCAGCAGCGACUGCAAACUGUGCAUAUGAAUUCUCAGAAUCACUACGGGAAAUGGGUGAUUGUCUUCUUGAGAAAACUGCAUUGAAUGAUGAUGAAGAAAGUGGUAAAGUUUUGCUGAUGCUGGGAAAAGUGCAGUUCGAACUCCAGAAACUUGUUGAUAGCUAUCGGUCUCAUAUUUUCCAGACCAUCACAAUCCCAUCAGAGUCCCUUCUUAAUGAACUACGCAUAGUUGAGGAGAUGAAGAGACAAUGUGAUGAAAAAAGAGAUAUAUAUGAAUCCAUGAUAACAAGACACAGAGAGAAGGGGAGAUUGAGAAGCAGUAAAGGAGAACGUUUUUCUUCUCAUCAGUUGGAACAAGCUCAUGAGGCCUAUGAUGAGGAGGCAACCUUUUUUGUUUUUCGAAUGAAAUCCCUGAAGCGGGGACAAUCCCAUAGUCUUCUUACACAGGCAGCUCGGCACCAUGCUUCUCAGCUUUGUUUCUUUAGGAAGGCUCUCAAAUCUCUCGAGGCAAUUGAACCACAUGUCAAAUCGGUCACUGAACAGCAGCAUAUUGAUUACCAUUUUACUGGACUUGAAGAUGAUGACAAGGAUGGUAGUAAUUCUUAUGAUGAUGACUAUGAUGAUGAGGAUGAUGAGGAUGAAGAUGACACUGACAGUGGUGAUGAAGAAUGUGAUGAUGGUGAGUUGAGUUUUGGCUAUGGACAAAAGGACCAGGGACAAGAUCUUUCUAUAUCAAGAAACUCAAUGGAGUUGGAACAUGUGGAUCUUACGUUUCCACAUGUUGCUUCAAUUGAUGCAGCGAAGGAAAAUCUAGUUGGAACCCCUGGUGGGAAUUAUUUUGACCCUCAGAGAGAGCUCAAGGAAAGCAGCAAAUCAGCUCCACUUUUUGCUGAGAAGAAAUUUGAUCCGGCUGAAAAGCCGAGACAAUUAUGGCCAUACUCUUCACGGAAGUUUCAUACUUAUGUGCUACCCACUCCAGUUGAGACAAAGAGUCCAGUUUCGGUGAAAUCAGAUGCUCAAAUUCUUCAAACAAAACAAAGACAAACAAGUGGGCGCAUGCAGAAUUUGUGGCAUUCAACCCCUUUGGAACAGAAAAAAUAUCAACAGAUUUUGGGAAAUGAGAAAUUAUCAGGCCCCAUCAUCCUAAAUACAGAGUCAGUACUCAAGGAAAGCAACAAUAAUACAAAACCAUGUCGAUUGCCGCCUCCUUUGACUGACAGAGUCUCCUCUGUGCACCUUGAUAUACAUGCUGCUUCUGUUACUAAAAAUCCCAACAGACAAGCUUUUUCUGGUCCAUUGACAGGGAAGUCAUGGGCAAACAAGCCUAUUCUAUCUGCCAGUGGUCCCAUAGCCUCAACAGGACACUCUCAGCCGUUAUCUGGUUCUCUCCUGCGUACUCCAUUGCCUCGGCCAUCCUCAACCCAAAAAUUAUCUUCAAGUGCUUCUCCUACUUUUGUGUCAUCACCUAAAAUAAGUGAGCUUCAUGAACUCCCUAGGCCUCCUGCUCAUUUAGCCUCCAAUAGACCUUCAUAUCAAAUUCAUCAUUCAGCUCCCUUGGUGUCCAAAUUUCCAGAGCUUUCUGCUACGAAAAAAGUGGUGGUGUUCACUGCAGCAUCUACUCUUCCAGUUCCUUGCCAUACCAUCCCUCGUAGUUACUCCAUACCAUCCAGAGAUGACAGAGAAAUGCCAUUGAAUGCAUCCAAGCCAUUGGAUGCUGCUCACAAUUCAAAGUUGGCUGAAGAAAUUGCGUCACCUCCUUUGACACCAAUUUCUUUGUCUGAUAUCUAGCCGCUAUCUACUGCUUCUGGAACUCUUAUUCCAGCCAGUCAAAUCAGAGGUGCCGGUUUACGCUAUGUCCAACUCAUCUGCAAAUAAAUUUUGGCUAUGUGCAGCUCAUCUGCAAGAAAAUUUUGUUCUUAACACGUCAACAGAAUUGGGGGAGGGCGAUUAGUGUUUUUUCUUCCUGGGUACGGGCGCAAAUCUGUAAAUAUGUCCUUUGAUCGGUAUGUUUCUUCAGGUUCCGAGUGUUUGCUCUAGAUGUUUAUGUAUUACGAUGAUGGCUGCGCAUCAGUUCAUCAAAUUACUAUCUUUUAUUUCAAUCGUAGGGGAGAUUUUGAAUCACCACCAAGGAAUUCAUAACCAAUUUUCCCUCAGUUUUGAGUUUCAAAUCUCACCCUUAAUUUGUGUUAUUUUGGAUGAAAGACUUUAUAUAACCUUGCAUGCGGAUACCAUUUCA
Messenger RNA from Ilex paraguariensis (yerba mate), 2638 nucleotides. The record is from the annotation of a GenBank genome assembly. NCBI's taxonomy places the organism in Eukaryota, Viridiplantae, Streptophyta, Magnoliopsida, Aquifoliales, Aquifoliaceae.